AUGGAAGUGAGCGAGAGGGUCGGAGAACAAACCAAGUUCUUGGCGAAUCUGUUCUGUCGAGCAGCAGAGAGGGAACAGCAGACAGGAGAGAAGAUCCUGCAGCUGCUAUCAUCAGUGUGCAGUUACCAAAGAUUCCCUCUCAAAGAAAUAGCACAUUAUUUUGAGGAUAAUAAAUACCGGUGUGAUUUCCUGCUGGAGCUGUACUCCCAUGUGAAGGACUAUGAGACUCUAACAGGCAGCAGAGUCCUUCCAGCAUUACAGCCAGUUUUCCAGUCAGCUCCUGCAGUCUGGACCAUCGACCUGUCAGAGAGAAAGACCUCUGUCCUCCUGGAAGUGAUGAAGCUCCAAUCAGGAAAGAAACCAGUUGAGCUGACAGGCUGGUCAGAUGAAGAGAGUGAAAAUGACAACCGGUGUGAUUUCCUGCUGGAUCUGUGCUCCCAUGUGAAAGACUAUGAGACUCAAACAGGCAGCAGAGUCCUUCCAGCAUUACAGCCAGUUUUCCAGUCAGCUCCUCCAGUCUGGACCAUCGACCUGUCAGAGAGAAAGGCCUCUGUCCUCCUGGAAGUGAUGAAGCUCCAAUCAGGAAAGAAACCAGUUGAGCUGAGAGGCUGGUCAGAUGAAGAGAGUGAAGUGUGGAGUUUCCUGAAGUGUCUGCCUUACAUGUCACAGCUCAGUUUCAGUAGUCAGUGGUCAACAGACUCAGGAGAAGCCCAAAUCUGUGGGAAUCUGUUCUGUCGAGCAGCAGAGAGGGAACAGCAGACAGGAGAGAAGAUCCUGCAGCUGCUAUCAUCAGUGUGCAGUUACCAAACAUUCCCUCUCAAAGACCAAGUGGACGAUGAUGAGGAGGAGGAUAUAGAAGACCGUAAUGCUGACCAGUCUGAUUUCCUGCUGGACCUGUGCUCCCAUGUGAAGGACUAUGAGACUCAAACAGGCAGCAGAGUCCUUCCAGCAUUACAGCCAGUUUUCCAGUCAGCUCCUGCAGUCUGGACCAUCGACCUGUCAGAGAGAAAGGCCUCUGUCCUCCUGGAAGUGCUGAAGCUCCAAUCAGGAAAGAAACCAGUUAAGCUGACAGGCUGGUCAGAUGAAGAGAGUGAAGUGUGGAGUUUCCUGAAGUGUCUGCCUUACAUGUCACAGCUCAGUUUCAGUCGUCAGUGGUUCACACAGUCAGAACAAGCCCAAAUCUGUGGGAAUCUGUUCUGUCGAGCAGCAGAGAGGGAACAGCAGACAGGAGAGAAGAUCCUGCAGCUGCUAUCAUCAGUGUGCAGUUACCAAACAUUCCCUUCUCGUUUUUACGAUAAUAACUACCAGUGUGAUUUCCUGCUGGACCUGUACUCCCAUGUGAAGGACUAUGAGACUCUAACAGGCAGGAGAGUCCUUCCAGCAUUCCAGCCAGUUUUCCAGUCAGCUCCUGCAGUCUGGACCAUCGACCUGUCAGAGAGAAAGGCCUCUGUCCUCCUGGAAGUGAUGAAGCUCCAAUCAGGAAAGAAACCAGUUGAGCUGAGAGGCUGGUCAGAUGAAGAGAGUGAAGUGUGGAGUUUCCUGAAGUGUCUGCCUUACAUGUCACAGCUCAGUUUCACUGGUCAGUGGUCAACACACUCAGGUCCAGCCCAAAUCUGUGGGAAUCUGUUCUGUCAAGCAGCAGAGAGGGAACAGCAGACAGGAGAGAAGAUCCUGCAGCUGCUAUCAUCAGUGUGCAGUUACCAAACAUUCCCUUAUGAUUUUAACAACAAUAUCUACCAGUGUGAUUUCCUGCUGGACCUGUACUCCCAUGUGAAGGACUAUGAGACUCUAACAGGCAGCAGAGUCCUUCCAGCAUUACAGCCAGUUUUCCAGUCAGCUCCUGCAGUCUGGACCAUCAACCUGUCAGAGAGAAAGACCUCUGUCCUCCUGGAAGUGAUGAAGCUCCAAUCAGGAAAGAAACCAGUUGAGCUGAGAGGCUGGUCAGAUGAAGAGAGUGAAGUGAGGAGUUUCCUGAAGUGUCUGCCUUACAUGUCACAGCUCAGGUGUGAUCCAGAGUUCUUCCAGUUUGUGUGUACGUCUAUCUCUGUGAGCUCAACAGAGGUGGCCCAGCAGUUGGCCUCUCUCCUGCGUCUCAUGGGUUUCACUCUGGUGCUAACAGGAGAGUUACCCAGUAAAACCUGCUGGUCUGUGGGUCGAGUUCUGGGACUCUGUGGCUCCAGUGUGGAUCUCAUCCUCACACCCAGCAAGAUCUCUCUCAAAGGAGCCUCCCUUAUCUUUAGACAUACAGCACAAUUACACAGUCUUAGACUGUCUGAAAGCAUGGCAUUGAUACUGUGUCGACUGGCAAGCACACAAAAAGUGGCCGAUCCAGUAUCCAUUGUGGAGCUUUCUCCUGUCUUCAAAACGUCAUCACAGCGAGUAUUAAUGAGAGCUGUCAGUAGUGUGGCGUCCCUCCUGAGAUACUGGGCAGUCAAAUGUUUGGACCUGACCGAAGUUUGCAUUCCUGCUCACAAUCUCAUGACACUGCUGCUUCACCGUGAUCCUCUAACAAUCAAACUGAGUGCGCAGUAUGUUCAGCAGCUGACUGUACUCAUGCAUGAGAUCCAGGACAAAGACUUGACUCAGUCUUUCUUGAGUAAACUGGGUGGAGACCUGACCUCUUGCUCUCUAGACUGGGAAUUACUUCACUAUUUGCUACAGCACUCAUCAACUCACAGCAUCACUGUGGACAUGAGGAAGAGCAAGAUCUCAGAGAAGAGCAUCAUAAAUCUUCUUCCCUUUCUGGACAGGAUUGUGUUUAAAAGGCCCAGCCCCAGCUUUGUGUUGUCUGCCAUCAGGGAGAGCUACAGAACUCAUGCCAGGCACUGUAUACCCAGUUUACUGAAGUCAUUAGCCCAUGUCAUCAGCCUGACCUGCAGAGAACUGGACACAGUGGACUGUGCUGCUCUGCUCUUCAUCCUCAAACACAGCGAUGGAGUCAAACUCAACCUGGUGUGGACCUCCAUCCCACAAGGAGAAAUACAGGCCCUCCUGCUCACACUGGAGAACAUCUCUCAUCUCAGUGUUGACAGGAAUCUGCUGCUGAGGUUGCUGCGGGGUUGCACUGCCUCUGGGGUCCAACAGGGGGCAGCAGCAGCAGGUCUGCUGAGGGCCCUGCAGCACAGGCUGGAUCUGUCCUGCUCCUCCCGUGUGGAGCUGUCAGAGCAGGAGCACAGGGAGACUCUGUGUCUGGGUGCUGGAGACUGCAGGGCAAUCUCCACUGUCCUGAGCCACAGCAGCCAGGAGACACUGCUCAACCUACAAGACUGUGAGGUGGAGGACAGUGGACUGGAGCUGCUGUUUCCUGUCCUCAACAAAGUCCACCUGAGCACCAGCACAGCCGUCCUCGUCCAGAUGGUGUCCCUGGUGCCAGUGGGCAGUGAAAAGGACAGAGUGAUACGAGCAAAGUCCCUGUGUCGAGCCCUGGGUGGAGAGCUGGACCUCAGUGAGACCACAUUGGAUCAGAGGGCGUGUGAUGCUUUGGUCUGGAUACUGGACUUUUCUGAGGGGCUGACAGAACUUAACCUCAGUCACUGUCAACUCACAGACCAGCUCCUGCACACACUGAUCCCACAUUUGUACAAAGUACAAGACCUGGAUGUGAGUCACAAUAAGAUCACUGAUGCUCUGACUGACAGAUUACUCCAGCUGGUCUCCAUCAACACCUCCAUCACUGUGCGAGUCUUCAGCAAUAAUAUCAUGGACAGAACCCCCUUUCUGAACGUCAAACGCUUUGAAAUGUGGUGA
Molecule: messenger RNA, 3747 nt
Organism: Myripristis murdjan (pinecone soldierfish)
Lineage: Eukaryota; Metazoa; Chordata; Actinopteri; Holocentriformes; Holocentridae
Exons: 14
Coding region: 1-3747 (1248 amino acids)
Molecular function (GO): protein binding
Source: RefSeq, a predicted model, not a curated record